Aegilops tauschii subsp. strangulata is the source of this 2392-nucleotide messenger RNA. Its product is annotated as protein ACCELERATED CELL DEATH 6. Gene Ontology annotation, molecular function: protein binding. The record is from RefSeq and is a predicted model, not a curated record. Gene Ontology annotation, cellular component: plasma membrane. Lineage: Eukaryota; Viridiplantae; Streptophyta; Magnoliopsida; Poales; Poaceae.
CUCCCUGAGGGCCUUAUGGUAAGAAAAUAAUUUCAGGGUUUUUUCCAAAAAAACAGGCCACACACCCUUGUCACUGACAGCGGGCCCCAUGGCAUGCUGGCCCGCCUCCUUAGCUUCACGGACGUAUACAAACACCAUUUGAACCGUAUAUGCACGUCCAUGCCAAGUUAUGGAACUACUUCAAUGUAUUUUGCAAGUUCAGGCACUAAAGUGCACAUCCAUGGCAAGUUCAAACACCACUAGUGUAUUUACCUCUUUUUUCAGUGUACAUCCCAAAUAGCAUAGCAGAUCACAACAUGGCGGCGGUAGAAUUCGGCCCUCGCGAAAAGAUGACGCUUGACGUGGAGCUGUUGCAAGUGCUAACCGCCGGUGACAAGGUCCGCAUGGAGGAGAUACUGAGCAGACAAGAGCAUGGUGCCGGGCAAAUAGACGGCCAGGUCGCGGUGAACGUCCAUGGCGCGGCACCGGGCCGCUUUCUCCUAGGCGUGGCGAGCAACGGGAACACGGCUCUGCACCUUGUCGCCAGCCGCGGCCACGCCGAGCUCGCGACGCUCCUCUGCGAGAGGGCACCCUCGCUGGCCGCCACGCGCAACAAGUGCCUCGACACGCCGCUGCACUGCGCGGCGAGGUUCGGGCACGCGGAUGUGGCGGCUGUCCUCCUGCGGGGGAUGCGAGCCGGCGGGGCGGAGGAGGAGUCCGCGCUGCGCGCGAGGAACCAGUCGGGCGCAACCGCCUUGUACGAAGCCGUCCGGCACGGGCGUGCCGGUGUGGUGGAUCUGCUCAUGACGGAGGUUCCCGAUCUGGCCUCCGUUGACGGCGACGAGGGUGUCUCGCCGCUCUACCUGGCGGCGUCGACUGACUCGGUCCAGAUGGUUCGCGCGCUGCUACGCCCGUCGCAAAGCGGAACACCCUCGCCGGCGUCAUUUUCUGGUCCGGAGGGACGGACUGCUUUGCAUGCUGCGGCGGCUAGUAGCAAAGAAAUGGCUGAAGCAAUACUGAGCUGGGGGCCAGAAGGUCCAACGUUGCUAACCAGGGCUGAUUCGUCAGGGAGCACGCCUCUCCAUUUUGCAGUACUGUAUGGACGGCUUGAUGUAGUUGUGCUGUUCCUUGAUGGCCAUGCUUCGCUCGGGCUGGCUAGCAUUUCUGAUGGCAACGGGUCAUUUCCUCUGCAUAUUGCUGCUAUGGUGGAACAAACUAGAAUCAUGGAGGAGCUCGUACACCGAAUCCCUGACUGCUAUGAGAUGGUUGAUGGUAAAGGAAGAAAUAUUCUGCACUGUGCUGUGGAGCAUGGUCGGGAAACCGUGGUUCGCCAUAUUUGCCGGAACGACAAGUUCUCGAUGCUGUGGAAUGCCACGGAUUCUGGAGGGAACACUCCACUCCAUCUGGCUGCCCAUCAUGGAUAUCCGAAGAUUGUCAUUUUACUACUGAAGACGACAAGUGUGGAGACAAGCAUUACCAACAACGAUGGGCUAACUGCUAUGGAUCUUGCUAUCCGUGCAAUAGUACCUGGCCGGAUGUACUAUUUCCAGGAUCCUCAUAUUAUUGUGCGCAGUUGUCUGGGCUGGUUGGGGGCAGCGAUUACUUUAGAUGGAGUCCACCCCCUUUAUCUUCGUAACGUGUACGACAAACCCACUCGAGAAGAAGCCUCACAUGAACAAGACAUGAUGACAGAAAGUGGAAUAAUCGGGUCAGUGCUAAUCGCCACCAUGGCCUUCGGGGCAGCUUUCACAGUGCCGGGGGGGUUCGUCGCCGACGACCAUGGGCAUGCAGGGACAGCAACGCUGGCGAGACGUUUCGCGUUCCGGGCAUUUGUGGUUUCAGACACCAUGGCCUUCCUCUGCUCCCUUACUGCGACCUGCUUUCUUAUAUAUGGCGGUGUUAGAGAAAUUCCCCGGGCCCACCGUUACUUGUACAACUUGCUGGCGUCUGGGUUGGUGCCGGUGGGAGCUCAAUGUAUGAUUGCUGCGUUUGCAUUCGGGUUUCACCUCAUCCUGGGUUCAGUCAACCGUUGGCUCAUUGUCCUCGUAUACACCUUGUCCUUAGCUUCUCUGCUUCCCUGGCAUCUGGGCUCCGUUCCAUUUGGGGCUGGGGAAGGCGAUAUGGCGUCGAGCUGGAUGGAGAGGACUUAUCAACAUACACGUGUUCCAAAGUCUUAGACGGCCAUUGAUCGUUUUGCUCAUCUCCGCUACGUUCGUCGUCGCCAUCGUACUCAGUAUUGCUUUGCCAGACUACUGAGUUGGCUUCUCUUUAAUCUGAAAGGUUCUAAACGCUCUUAUAUCAGUUUACAGAGAAAGUACUUGUUUGAGUAGUGUUCUCAGUCUGUGUGCACGGGCCAAUUUAUGGACUGUUCGUUCCUUUGGAGAGCCGCUAAAACUGGAUAUUAUUACAUGCA